GAAUUAUUUCAUUGCAGAGGAUGUAACUGCUGGUUAAAAAGUUCCGUUGUGUUGUCUGACAGAAAAUAUGCAACGUAAUUGAUAAAUGGUUUUAUAUUGGACACGUGAGGAAGGAUUAGGGAAAACACGCAGAAUGCAAAUACAACGUAAUUACGUCUUCAAUAUGCAAAUAUACACAUGACGUCAUCUGGCGACUUUUCGAGCAUACUUUAGCUACUUUCCAUUGAAAAUAGUUGGCAACACUGGCUCGGAAACACAUUUUGCAACUACUGAAAACUACGUAGAAGAUUCCCUCUGGGCAGCUGGGAUGGCUAAGAGUCUUCAGGGUCAUCUGAGUAACAGAGGCCGCCUGAGGAUCACUACACCAGAUCAGUAGCUACAGACACAUUAGACUAAAGUUUGCAUGUCUCUCCAAUCCAUCUACAAUGGAGUCCUUCACCCCUGCCGACCAGGAUGUAUUACCCAUUUUUAAGGAUUCCCAAAUUAAAAUAGAUUGUCAUGCAUGGGAUGCCAUAGAGGAUUUUGCUGACCAGAAGCCUAGCAAAUCCUUCACAGAGACAGUGACACUUCCCAGAGAUAAGGUCUCUGGAUUUAUUUACUCUGUUAAAAUAAAGUCUGAGACUGAGGACGUCAGUGAUGAAGAUUAUGACGAGUAUGUUGCUGUGGAAGAAAAAAUGGGUUCUGAUGAAACGGAUAUUAUGAAAAUAGAGCCUGACAGUCUUCAUUCUGCUUCAGACACAGCAAAGAUAGAAUCAGACAAGAAAUCACUUCUAACUGGAACAGGAGCUGGGAAUUUCAGUGAACGCUACAGUGUGGAAAAUUGGUGUGUUAAAAGAAAUGCGUCAAUAGGAGAUCCAGACACGGUGCAGGAAAUACAAACAGUCUUGAAAAAAUAUCAGUGCAGUGAGUGUGAAAAAUGCUUUGUUACUCCACACAAAUUGAAAGUGCAUCAUUUCAUUCAUACCAAAGAGAAGGAGCAUCUCUGUGCUGCAUGUGGAAAGGGUUUCAGUUUAUUAAACAGUUUAAGAAAACAUGAGAGAGUUCACACAGGAGAAAAGCCAUAUGUUUGCACUGACUGUGGAAAAGCAUUUACUUUCUUGAGUAACUUAAAGACUCACAGGAGAAUUCACACUGGUGAGAAACCAUACUCCUGCACAGCGUGUGGUAAGAAUUUUCGUAAAGUUGAGCACCUAAAAGCACACCAUCAGAGCCACACGGAGGAGAGACCACAUAUUUGUGCAGUCUGCGGGAAGGGAUACCGACAGCCAGAGAGUGUUAAGGAGCACCUGCUUCUGCACUCAGGAGUGAAACCACACACCUGUGCUGAAUGUGGAAAGAGUUUCAUCCGACUGAGAAACUUAAAAGAACAUCAGCGAAUUCACACAGGCAAGAAACCGCACUCUUGUAGUGAGUGUGGGAAACAUUUCAUUGUUCAGGGAAACUUAACAGUACACAUGCGAAUCCACACAGGAGAAACUCCAUAUACCUGCAAUCUUUGUGGGAAACGCUAUCGACAGUUAGGGAGCUUUAAGGCACAUGAACGAGAGCACAGUGGGGAAAUGCCCUACAGCUGUACUUACUGUGCGAGAAGUUUCCGGAGAUUAGGGCACUUAAAGAGGCAUGAGCUAAUUCACACAAGAGAGAAACCGUACACUUGUGAUACCUGUGGAAAGGAGUAUAAAUCAUUGGGAGGGUUAAGGAAACAUCAGCUGAAUCAUGUGAAACCUCACAGAUUCUGAAUCAUUCUUAAUGGUUAAUU
Brienomyrus brachyistius is the source of this 1759-nucleotide messenger RNA. RefSeq names its product zinc finger protein 501-like. The coding region runs from base 426 to 1739 and encodes 437 amino acids. The transcript has 2 exons. The record is from RefSeq and is a predicted model, not a curated record. Gene Ontology annotation, molecular function: RNA polymerase II cis-regulatory region sequence-specific DNA binding; DNA-binding transcription factor activity, RNA polymerase II-specific. Gene Ontology annotation, biological process: regulation of transcription by RNA polymerase II. Lineage: Eukaryota; Metazoa; Chordata; Actinopteri; Osteoglossiformes; Mormyridae.